Lichtheimia ornata is the source of this 1434-nucleotide messenger RNA. RefSeq lists its product as uncharacterized. The record is from RefSeq and is a predicted model, not a curated record. NCBI's taxonomy places the organism in Eukaryota, Fungi, Mucoromycota, Mucoromycetes, Mucorales, Lichtheimiaceae. The transcript is spliced from 8 exons. The coding region runs from base 1 to 1434 and encodes 477 amino acids. Gene Ontology annotation, biological process: retrograde transport, endosome to Golgi. Gene Ontology annotation, molecular function: phosphatidylinositol binding.
AUGACAACGUGCAACUGCGAUAUCGGUCGACUUUUACUUUGCAAUGACGUCGACAUCUUGAUUACGGGUGCUCAAAAGCAAACCGAUACCCUCACUGGAAAGUCAUACAUGGCUUACACGAUUCGUCUUGGCAAUGUAGAAACAAGACAUCGGUACAGCGAAUUUGAGUCACUACGCAAAGCACUGGUUCGUCUGUAUCCCACCGUAAUAGUGCCACCAAUACCAGAAAAACACUCGCUAGCGGAUUAUGCAGCACUUCAAACUCGUGUCAAGGAUGAUAUGCCAAUGGUUGAAAAGCGAAAGCGCAUGUUGCAGAGUUUUCUUGUACGUGUGGCGAAACAUCCCACUCUUGGCCGUGAUCAUGUUUUUCAUCAGUUUCUCGAAGAUGGUGUUGUUUGGUCUGAUGUUUUACAUUCGCCUCCCUUGUCGAUGCUUGCCAAGAAUCCAUUACAAACCAUUGUCAGCAAGGAGCAACAACAGCAACAGGCCGAUUUACAAGCCGAUCGUGUUAUCCUAUCCAGCAAUUUGAUCCCUAUCCCAUCACCUACCUAUGUACUCAAGUCACCGGAUGAGCGCUUUGAGGAAUCAGAAAGGUUCACGUUUCGGAUAGCCAAUUAUAUGAGCAACAAUUUGGAUAAGAGUCAACGCAAGGUGAUUCGUCGAUUGGGAGAGCUCGCCAAUGACUAUGCCGAACUAGGAGCCGUUUACAAUGGAUUCAGUCUCAAUGAAUCGGAUCAAGUCGCCAAUGCCAUUGAGAAAAUUGGUCAAGCCGUGGAUGCAUCGUAUAUGGAAACAGCACAAAUGGUCACUUCACUGGAAGGCGAAUUUGCAGAACCUAUCCAGGAACAUUCCCAAUUUGCUCAAAUCAUCAAGCAAGUGCUUCGAUUUCGGCACAUGAAACAUGCCCAGGUGGAAAUGAUUGAGACGUGCCUCGAGAACAAAAAGGCAACAUUGGAAAAUCUACAAAACAUGGAGCAAGAAGCGCGACGAUUAGAAGAAGCCAUCAGCCGUGAAAGGACCAUUGGCGCCAAUGCUGUGGAUAUCGACCAAUUGAAUGAUCCAUCCUCCCAUGACAUGCCAACGAGACGACCCCCACCCACAUGGAGUGAUCCUGUCAGAUUAUUACAAGCCUUGGGAUAUUCGUUACAAAACAUGAUUGAUGUCGAUCCUACUGCCACUCGUCGUAACCAAAUCGGAAAGACCAAAGAUGCUAUGGAUGUGCUCCAGCAAGCAUUGGAAAUCACUCGAAAGGAUUUGGCAGGUGCAUCGCUCGACUUACAAGCAGAGUUGGAUCGAUUUCAACAUGAGAAAAUCAAGGAUCUUCGAAACAUGCUCAUUGCCUAUGCCAAAGUUCAUAUACAGUAUUGCAAACAGAAUUUGGGAUCAUGGCAAGAGGCCCGUGCUGAGAUUGACAAGAUUCCCUCCUCUUCUUGA